AUGAAAAUUUGGUGCGGCUGAGACGUUUGCAAAAUAGCAGGCUCAUUUGCAGGGGAAUUACUGUACAGAAAAUUCAUUUGGAUUCGGGCAGAACUUUUGCCGAGACGCAAGUCUUUCGUUUAUAGAACUACCGAGUAUAAAACUUAUUCAAUUUGUAAUUGGUUCGCUCUCAAUGAACUAAAUUUCAAUAUGGAUAGUAGAAAUAAUAAUUUUAAUCAUUCGGAUGGAUCAUUAGUUCCGAUGGCGGAACAAUCAAAGCCGACAUUCAAGAAGUCUAGAAACCGCAGACCACGUCAACGAAAUGCGAGAACGCAUUCAUCAAAAAAUAUUGUUUUGUGUACAAAUCACAUUCGUCAGCCAUCACUACAGCCGAUGAGUUGUUGCACUUGCCAACCACCAGUACAAUCAAAUAAUCCAUUUUGUCAUCCUGGUCCUCAGACAUUAAAUUCAUUUUAUCCGCCUCCUCAACAGUCAUUCCAACAUGGCUCUCCGAUGUUCUAUGAAAAUGGUGGAUAUUUUUACAGAAGUCACAUUGCUCCCUCUCAUCCAAGUCAAGUUAAUUUACCUCCUGUCAUGCCAUGUCCAUGCCACGGUACAUAUCAGAACACAAACAAAGCAAUAAAUAACAAAAAUCGAAGGAUCAAAUGGUAUAAAAUGAAGAAAAUGAAUAAGCAGAAGCAAACAAACCAUGCUGGAAAAAUUACUCACAAUCGAAUAAACAAACAAAAAGCGAAAAACAGAUAUUUCAAUAUAACUGUUACAAGUGAAGAUGGAAUGCAACGAAUGACACAAGAGGAAAAAGCAACAGAAACAAAUGAAAAUUACGAGAGCAAUGAGGUUGAAAGUGCAAUUUACAUUAAAAUUUCAGAUACCGAAGACAGAGAUGAAUUUUUUGUUAUAGAGAGUAAUAUAAUCCACGAACUGUUCCACAUAUCAACUUUUGAAAUGAAUGAGAAACCUAAAGUAAUACAAUAUAGCCACAGUGCAAAAGCAGUAGCAUAUCUUCUUAGGUUGGCCUUUAGAGAGGAACACCCAGAGCUGAAUAUGGAAACUGCAAUCGAAAGCUACUCCAUAGCAAUGGAAUGUGACCAUGAAGUUUUAAGGGAUAUGCUUAAGAAAUCAAUUGAAAAUGAUAUACUUACAAUUGACACUCAAGUGGCAUAUAACCCAUCCAACAAAAUCAGUGUUGAAUAUCUAAAUAAUUUUUAUGAAUCAGUCGCUCACUAUAAGCUUACUGAUUCAGAUUUUGGUACUAUGAAACAAUGUAGGGUCACUUUUAAUAAGAUUUUACAAUUACAUUGGGAAACUGUUCCCAGUUUUCGUGAUUUUGUCAAACAAAGUCAGCUGCCAUGUGAAUUGAAUAUAGAAUCUAAAAGUAUGAUUUAUUUGCAUGGUAUUAUAUUGAGGUGUCAAAUGAAUGAAAAAAAAGAUGACACAUUGAAGAUCAUCUGCAGCAUUCGUAUUGGUCUAGACGACCAUGAACCAAUAUUUGAAACAAAAGAUAUCAAUUCUCAGAUCUUUGUACAAUUUAAGAAUUCUGUUAUAGUUGAACCAGGACAGAAGGCAACAUUAUGCAUCAUGACAGAAGGUAGAAAACGUGACGUGCAACAAAAAUUUGAGUAUUCUGACGAAAACAUGACAUUUGUUAUGAUGCGUUGUAAUACCGAAAACAUGGAUGAACAAGUGUAUCUUGAAAAGAUACUGUAUCAUGUUGAGUAA
Messenger RNA from Uloborus diversus, 1719 nucleotides. RefSeq lists its product as uncharacterized. Lineage: Eukaryota; Metazoa; Arthropoda; Arachnida; Araneae; Uloboridae. Bases 190 to 1719 code for a protein of 509 amino acids. The transcript is spliced from 2 exons. The record is from RefSeq and is a predicted model, not a curated record.